AUGGCGAGGCGACGCCGCAGACAGAAUGAUGCGGUCGCCAACGCCCUCCUGCUCGCCGCUCUCGCCUUUUCCCUCCUCCCCUCACUGCGUGCGUCUGCCUCCCCCGUCGCCUCCUUUCUGGACUUCACCUUCUCCGACGCCCUCUGUGGCUCCUGGGCGCGCGACUACUCCGCCCUGCACGCCCGCAUUCGCCACGCUGCUCGCUCCCACGCAACCACCCUUGCACAGACGGCUCCCCCCCUGGACCCCUCCAUCCGCUUCCUCACGUACGAAUGGCUGGACGAGCCGGGCGGUCUAGCCGACUCCCUCACUGGCCUCGCCACCGCAUUCGCCUGCGCGCUGCUCACACGCCGAGCCUUCAUUCUCCGCCACCCGCUCCUGCCGCUUGCGUUCGCGCCGAACCUCAUCGACUGGUCGUUCUCACCUGACAUUCCGAUCGAGCCGGCUCGGCGGAUCGUUGUGAAAAGGGGAGUGUUGGUGAGGCCUGAAUGGGGAGGAGGAGGAGGUGGUGGAGGGAGUGUGGGGGGUGACGGGGGGAGUGGUGGGGAGGAGGGGGGGAGGCGGAGGGAGGGGAUAGUGCAGGAGGGGGAGGUGGUGGUGGUGGAUCUGAGGAACCAGUUUCUGGAGCCCGAGGAGUUCUUCGCGUUGCUGGACACAGCCUUGAACGUGCGGCUGUCGUGGAACAGAGGCCUGCUCACCUAUUGGCUCGUGCAGGCGGUGGAUAAGAAGUGGAGUGACCGCCUCAAGGGCAUGGCCAUGCGCCCUCCGUACGCCUUUGGCUGCAUCCUUCGCUUCCUUCUCAAGCCACAGCCAGGCGUGAUCGCAAAGGCCGAAGCCAUGUACCACCGCCUCUUGUCCACUCCCGCCCCCUCCUCCCCGCUCCGCCAACCUCAUUCUCCAACCGCUGGCCACUCGGGAGCCCCUGAUGGCUUCUCGAGCCACAGAGUGGCGGUGGUGGGCAUUCACCUGAGAGCGAACGACACGUUUGUGUGGCAGGGCAAGGAGGGCUUUGGGGAGCCCAAGGCUCUGAGCGACGGGGAGAGGGGCGUGCUGAUGGCGUGGGCAGACAGCUACAUGGCAUGCGCCGAGGUGGGUGUGGUGAUGGCGGUUGAGGGAUUCACUGUUCUGAUCGUUGGCAUGGCAUUAGGCUUGAGCACGGGUUGA
Closterium sp. NIES-65 is the source of this 1164-nucleotide messenger RNA. The record is from the annotation of a GenBank genome assembly. Lineage: Eukaryota; Viridiplantae; Streptophyta; Zygnematophyceae; Desmidiales; Closteriaceae.